AUGGAGAAUAAAGUUAAGGCGUGGCGAUUACCGCCAAGUUGCGUUCGUCCUCGGCAAAUCAGCGAGCCUCCGGUUGGCUUCCAGGAUGUGUCGCCGGAGCUAUCAAACUCCUCACGGAAGCGAAAGACUGCUUCUCUAUCUUCGGUUUACUCUCCACCCCGUUCUCCAUUGGGAAUAAUAAAGCCCUCUCUGGAGAUAGAGCUCGGUUGUUCAGAGUCGAAAGAUGAUUUUCCUAUGAAAGAAAGGAAAUGUAAGUGCAAACAAUCACGUUGUCUAAAGAUGUAUUGCUGGUGUUUUGCAUCUGGCCAGAGCUGCAACGGUUGUUCCUGUUUUGAUUGUCAAAAUACUCCUGGGAAUGAGGAUGCACGCCAGGCUGCCCUGGGAAGCAUUUUAGAGCGUAAUAGUAAAUCUUUGAGGAAAAUGAUAUCAACUCCCAAGUUUUCUGCUUCCAAUAAGGAUAGUUGGAAAGAGAAUAUCAUUUUGGUUAAUGUAGGAUGCUGCUGCAAGAAAUCGCAUUGUAUUCAGGGGUAUUGUGAUUGCUAUCAUGCUAAGAAGUCCUGUUCCGAAGCUUGCAAAUGCUGGAACUGUGAAAAUGUUCAUGGCUGGAAGGAAAGAUCCUCCUCGACACCGAAGAAGUUGGAAAAUGAGAACUUUCUUGAUUUAAAUGGCGAGAAUCCAGUGAAUUAUAAGAUUGACCAAAGUUGGAAGGUUGUCAGACAAGGAACAACCAGCCCCUUGAACUCCAGCCGCAGGUUAAUUUUGUGCGGAGCUGAAUAUAACAUCAAUCAACUACAGAAUUUGAUGGAGUUUUGUGAAUUGCUGAUGGGAACAUCUGAAGCUGUAAGUACAGACUUCAAGAUACUUUCCAGUUUGGGAAAUUUGGAUCACAAACAGGAACGGCAGAAUUCUGUUGCCUUUGUGGAUGAUCAUUUUGGGAGACAAGAUUAUCAGAUAUCUAAACUAGGCAACCACGUGAACUGCAAUCAGGAUGAUGUGCUCUGCCAGGAUUUUAACUCUGGUGACUUCACACCAAAAGAGAGGCCAAUGUCCCCCAAAAUUGCUUCCUUUGCAGGUGAAGAGAAAGAUAUGGUGUCUAAUCCAGAUGCUUCAUCCAGUAGGAUCCGAAGUAGUGGUUGCUUUUCAGAGGUUUAUAUGGAGCAGGAAAAUCUUAUUUUAGCAAACUUCAGGGAUUUCCUGACCUGCCUCUUAGCUCGUGGUCGUGGUAAUGCUAAAGGGUAA
Messenger RNA from Oldenlandia corymbosa var. corymbosa, 1239 nucleotides. The record is from the annotation of a GenBank genome assembly. Lineage: Eukaryota; Viridiplantae; Streptophyta; Magnoliopsida; Gentianales; Rubiaceae.